Aphanomyces astaci is the source of this 1971-nucleotide messenger RNA. RefSeq lists its product as hypothetical. Gene Ontology annotation, cellular component: RQC complex. The transcript has 10 exons. The record is from RefSeq and is a predicted model, not a curated record. Lineage: Eukaryota; Oomycota; Saprolegniomycetes; Saprolegniales; Verrucalvaceae. Bases 1 to 1971 code for a protein of 656 amino acids.
AUGUCAUUACCCUAUUGCUGGCUCCCUUCUCGUCAUGUACAGUCCGUCCUGUCGGCGAAAGGCGAACCUCUCGUUGAUCCUCGAGUCUGUAGGUCUGCGCGACAAGCUAGACGCAUCAACCAAGCUAUCCAAAGCAAGGGUGAAUCCUCGGAUGAGGAAGAGGAGGUGACCCAGAAGAGUUCCUCCGCUGGAUUCCAGUACCUUCUCGAUGACUCGGAUGACUCGGAUGUAUCGAGCAACGACGACAAGGAUUCCGACGAAGAAGUGGUCAUCGCCAAGCCCAAAGUUGUCGCCCAAGCGCCUCCACCUGCAUUGUCCAAAAAGUCCAAGAAGAAGCAGGCCAAGAAGAAGAACAAUGCGCAUGCAGAAGUCGACGAUGACGUGGACGACUUGCUGCAUGCGUUGGCUAGCCAAGCCAACCUCGACGACGAAGAAAAGCCCGCGUUUCUCCCGCCUCCAGCCAUGGAACGCAAUGCGUUGCUCGCCGUGAACGCCGGGGCCUUGAACGCCGACAAAGAGAUGAAGCGUUUGUUUGGGGUCAAAGAUGCGCGGGAGAGCCUCAAGAGCGCCAAGGGUCAACCACGCAACACUGCCCGACGGACAACGAAGAAGGUGGUUCUCGUCACCCCGGACGACACGUGGCCUCGUCCGCCGACGUUUGUCGGCGGGGGCAUCCGCUGGACCCGCGUGGACAAACCGCCUUGCCCGUCGUGGGAAUACGGCGCCGACUACUUUCAAAUCGACUGGUCCAUCGAGUACAAAAAGAUGCAAGAGCAGUUCCGUGUGCUUCAGAUGACCCACGACCCCCAAAGUAUUGUGCACUUUCUGCACAAACACCCGUACCACGUCGAUGCGUUGCUUCAAAUGGCCGAAGUAUUUCAACACCACGGCCAAAUGGAUCACUCGACCGACUGCAUCAAAAAAUGCGUAUACUUUAUGGAAUUGGCGUGGGGCGAGCAAUUCCAUGUCACCUCUGGGCUUUGUCGCAUGGACAUUGCAAGUGGCGACAACAAGUCGUUCUAUCGCGCGCUGUUCUUUCUGAUGAGACACGUGGGGCGUCGGGGAUGCGUUCGCAGUGCGUUUGAGAUCGCUAAGUUGAUUUGGAGCUUGGACCCGAAGGGAGACCCGCUGCAUGUGCUGCUGUGCUUGGACUACUAUGCGUUGUCGGCCCGCCAGUGCCAAUAUGUCGUCGACUUGUUCGAAUCCAACACGGAAAUCGUUUUUCGAACGGACAAGGCCGUGGCCGUUCCAAGCCUUGCGCCCGUGACGGUGGCCGCGCUUCCUGGCCUCCAGAUGUCCGUGGCCCUGGCGCGGUAUUUGCUCGGCGACGUCGCGCGUGCGACAGCCGACCUCGCGUCCACUUUGUCCAAAUUUCCUCAAGUGCUGGUGCCGCUGACCGAAAAAUGCGGCAUCUCCACCACCUCCAAAUCAUGGCAGGAUGUGAUUUGCUCGGCGGUGUUUGCGAACGCGCCGCACUUGGACGACCACGGCGUCGUGUCCCAUCUGCUGCACAUUUAUGUCACCCGCCAUGCGUCGCUGUGGAAAGUGAACGACAUCCAGUCGUUCUUGCUCCAAGCCGCCGUCCAAGCCAGCGCCUCGUACAACCGCGGGACGUUUGUCACCGAGUUGCCGCCCCUCGUGCACAAAUACAAGCGUGCCAUUAGUCCUGAUUUCUCGGACGAAGUGACCACGCUGCCCCCGGACCACCCGAUGAUGAUGCAGCCAGGAGCUGGGGGAGGUGAUGCCGAUGGAAUGCUCGACUUGGACAACAUGGACCCGGCCAUGAUUGCGCAGUUGCAAGCGCAAUUGGAGGCCGAACAAGCUCGCAACGGAGGCAAUUUGCCCGCUGAUGCCCACCCGCUGCUGCUGUUUCUGCAAACGCUGCUGCCGUGGAAUCGACUCCAACAACCAGGGGCCCAACGUCCGGCAAACUUCGACGAAAACCCCGUGUACCAACCUGCCGACGAAUAA